AUGCUUUGGAAAGUCUGGUUUCUCUCGCUUUUACUGGGAGUAGAAUGUUACACCAUUGCUCAAGAAACUUUGCUACAUCAAGAUUUGUUAAAUGGAUAUAACAGAAGAAUUCGACCAGGAGCAGAUAGAACUACGCCAGUUAACAUACUCGCCAGCUUUACUUUAGUUACACUCAAAGAAUUUUCCGAGAGUGAUGGUAAAAUUGCAGUAGUCGGUGCCUUUGGAUUUAGUUGGAUAGACGAAAGAUUGGCCUGGAACCCAGUGUCCUACGGUAAUGACCUCUACAGCACUAAAGUAUAUUUCGAGGACAUAUGGGUUCCAAAAUUUGUGAAUUUAAAUCCAUACGAUAACCUAAAACGCGUUGGUCUGGAUGAGAUGGAUUGUGUAUUACAAGAUAGUGGGAGAGUGGAUUUUUACCCGCCAGAUUUGUAUGAAUCCACAUGUGAUGCAGAUGUGACGUAUUACCCAUUUGAUAAACAAAAAUGUUCCUUAUUGUAUUACAUUCCCGGUUACUAUUCUGACGAUAUCAAUAUUUUAGCAGAAUCGUCCAAGUUUCAUAUGGAUCUCUAUGAAAAAAAUGGAUUAUGGGAAGUCACAGAAACAUCCUUUACUAUAGAAACAACUGCUAAGAAUUUUCAAGUCAUUCAUCUCACGAUAUCCAUGACGAGGCGGACAACAUACUACAUAGCUGGCCUUCUUUUGCCAAUUGUUCUCAUGAAUUUCAUACAGCUUUUCGUGUUCCUACUUCCGGUUGAAUCUGGAGAACGUCUGGGAUUCAGCAUUACGGUUCUCCUAGCGGUAGCGGUUUUUCUUACAAUCAUUCAGGAUAAACUUCCGGAAGCUUCAGAACCAAACGUAUCACUUCUUACAUAUAAACUGUUGGUGGAUAUGAUCAUCGGAUGUGGAAUGAUUUUAGCAGUUGUUAUUGGAAUGAGGUUCUAUCACAGGAGCGAUGACAUACGGGUUCCCUGGAUUCUUCGGGGGUUUACACGUUGUUUCUAUUUGUGUUGUACGCAAGUUAACUUGAAGCAGUCAAUCAAACCUGACGAAGUUGUUGAAAUAAAAUCUGAAAAACCAAUCAUGGGAUCUGAUGAAAUACAUAUUAAAUGGAAUGAUGUCGGAAAAGCGUUUGAUAGAGUUUGCAUAACUUUUUUCUUUCUGUCGUUGGUGUUGAAUAAUAUUGUUUACUUCAUAAUAAUAUUUUCUUAA
Saccostrea echinata is the source of this 1209-nucleotide messenger RNA. Its product is annotated as acetylcholine receptor subunit beta-like. The transcript has a single exon. Gene Ontology annotation, biological process: monoatomic ion transmembrane transport; signal transduction; nervous system process. Lineage: Eukaryota; Metazoa; Mollusca; Bivalvia; Ostreida; Ostreidae. Bases 1 to 1209 code for a protein of 402 amino acids. Gene Ontology annotation, molecular function: neurotransmitter receptor activity; extracellular ligand-gated monoatomic ion channel activity; transmembrane signaling receptor activity. The record is from RefSeq and is a predicted model, not a curated record. Gene Ontology annotation, cellular component: synapse; neuron projection; membrane.